AUGGUACACAAGAUCUUCUUUCCUAAACUUUCUUCAGAAGAUAACUUGAUGCGUGAUGAAGCAACCUUCGAAGCAAUUGGAAAGGGUACCUGGAAGCCCUUCGUUGGGAACCAGUCUUGGAUGGGUGGCUAUUGUCGAUAUGGCGCGGCAAAGCUUUGCGCUAUGAUGAUGAUGCACGAACUCCAGCACCGAUUGAAUCAGGAUGCUGCAUUGAGCAGAAUAUGUGUGUUAGCUGUGGAUCCAGGCUACAUGAGCACCGGCCUACAGCGCUCUUUACCAUGGUUAGCCCGCUACAUCAUUUUCCAGGUCUUCUUCCCAGUUGUCGCAUGGCUGAUGCCGAAUGGGUCGAUACGCUAUCCGGAAAUGUCAGCAUCGUAUGUGCUACGAGCAGCUGUUGAGAGAGGUCCUGGGCUGGGUGAGCUCCCAAAAGGCUUAUUCUUCGAAGGCGGAAAGUCUGCAGAGACAAGUAGUGAGUCUAGAGAUCCUCGCAAGCGAGAUCUAGUAUGGAAAGAGAGUGUGAAACUUGCACACUUAGAAGACGGAGAAACUGUUCUCGAAGGCUGGCGAUAA
Didymosphaeria variabile is the source of this 570-nucleotide messenger RNA. RefSeq lists its product as uncharacterized. The record is from RefSeq and is a predicted model, not a curated record. The transcript has a single exon. The coding region runs from base 1 to 570 and encodes 189 amino acids. NCBI's taxonomy places the organism in Eukaryota, Fungi, Ascomycota, Dothideomycetes, Pleosporales, Didymosphaeriaceae.